Messenger RNA from Dermacentor silvarum, 1104 nucleotides. RefSeq names its product beta-1,3-galactosyltransferase 1. The transcript has 2 exons. Gene Ontology annotation, cellular component: membrane. NCBI's taxonomy places the organism in Eukaryota, Metazoa, Arthropoda, Arachnida, Ixodida, Ixodidae. The record is from RefSeq and is a predicted model, not a curated record. Gene Ontology annotation, molecular function: hexosyltransferase activity. Bases 1 to 1104 code for a protein of 367 amino acids.
AUGUCGUCCAGUGUUAUGAAAGGGCUCUUUUCGCAGCCUGUUGGUCGAGUUCCGCUUGUCAGUAGCAUGAGAACAAGAUACGAUGCGCCCCCGAUACGACACUUCUUGGCUAGCUUUGUGAAGCGAGAGUCUGUUAACUUCACCGGCACCUCUGCUUCAGAGACUAAUGAUGGCACCAAGUACGCCAUACCCACAGCUGGUAUUAUUGAGACAACGAAGACAGCUACAUCUUCUUCCUACUCGAUAUCAACGGACACAGCUGGCUGCGGCCCGACAGGUGGAUACAACGACAUGCUGGCUCUCAUAGCAGUGUUCGCAGCGUGUGACCACUUCGAGCAUCGUUCUACCGUGCGAAGCACAUGGGGUAGCGCCUUGACCACAAUGCCUGGCCUCAAAGUGGUUUUUAUGCUCGGCAAACCUGGAAACGACACCGUUCAGGAGCGCAUCGCUCAGGAGAACGCAUUGCACGAGGACAUUGUGCAGGGCACCUUCGUCGACACUUACAAAAACCUUACCUUGAAGUCUCUGAUGAUGCUGCGCUGGGCCGCAAGCUUCUGUCCGAAUGCCAAGUUCGUGCUCAAGAUUGACGACGACGUGUUGCUCAAUGUCUGGGACUUUGCCGCCACCCUUAAACGUCUGGCUGCCGUCAAACUACGGCGAACCAUAUGGGGAAGGGUGUGGACACAGUCGAGACCAUCGCGUAAAACGAAGGGACGUUACGGCAAGUGGUACGUCCCAAAGUCGAUAUUUCCAAACGCGACGUAUCCGGACUACGUCAAUGGGCCCGCUUAUCUUAUCUCGGGCGACUCUGUGCCGCUUUUGCUUCGCAGCGUGAGUGUCGUGCCGUACUUCUUCAUCGAAGAUGUCUACAUCACGGGUCUCCUGGCCGACAAGGCUGGUGUUCGUCGUGUGAAUGACAACGGGUUUGCACCCGAGCGUAAGCAUGACAUCCACCCCUGCGGAAGACCAAGGGUCGUUACGAGCCACAAGUGGAAUCCGCAAAGUCUGCGCCUUGCGUGGAGAAAGAUGGUUGGCAGAAUCGACAGGCAACGGUGCAUGUCCUUGGGGCUAAAGGCUUGGUUGGAAGGUAUUGACUCACUGUGA